Ornithodoros turicata is the source of this 3467-nucleotide messenger RNA. RefSeq names its product coiled-coil and C2 domain-containing protein 1-like. Gene Ontology annotation, cellular component: nucleus. The transcript is spliced from 26 exons. NCBI's taxonomy places the organism in Eukaryota, Metazoa, Arthropoda, Arachnida, Ixodida, Argasidae. The record is from RefSeq and is a predicted model, not a curated record. Gene Ontology annotation, molecular function: RNA polymerase II cis-regulatory region sequence-specific DNA binding; DNA-binding transcription repressor activity, RNA polymerase II-specific. The coding region runs from base 103 to 2856 and encodes 917 amino acids. Gene Ontology annotation, biological process: regulation of transcription by RNA polymerase II.
AUGACUAUUCGUUCCCGUUUAUACAAGAGCUUGUAGCGUAGGCUCUUAUGACUGUAUAUUCAGCCUUUGCAGUUUUAUUCAAUAUUUAUUUAGUCUUCUACAAUGGCAAGAAGAGGUGCGGGUGCUAAGCCACGACGAGGGAAUGCGCAGAACCCACUAAUCGAUCUUGGAAUGUUUGACAUCCCCAAUUUGGAUGCUAUCGGUGAUGACGACGACGACGACGAUUGUGAUGAUGGGGACCUCGAAGCAGAGCUAUCAGCACUUCUCGGAGGGCGAGCCCGGGCCCCAAAGAAGAAGCCUGCACCCAAACAGCCACUGGAUCUCAAUGCAAUUCAAAAGAUGGCCGCUGCAGUUCAGGACGAUGGGCAUUCGACGGAUGAUGAUGAUGCCAACCUCUCGGAUGACCCUGAGCUCAUGGCUGAACUCAAUAACCUCACCCCAUCCGCACACCUGAUGAAAUCGCCUGAACCACCACAACCUUCUGCUCCUCUGGCUCCACUGAGGCAAGAAUCAUUGGGGCCUCCAAAGGCAGCUGGGGAACCAAGCGCAAUGAAUAUGUUACGAGACCGCUUGCAAAACUACAAGGAAGCGGAGGCCGCAGCAAGGACUAUAGGCGAUAGUUCGAAGGCAAGGCGCUACGGAAGGGCGCUGAAGACACUAGAGGGCAUGAUGAAAGAUGCGCAAGCUGGAACACCCGUAAAUGAAGAUGAUGUUCCGCCGCCCGUCAAAGUGCCGAAACAGCCGUCCGCUUCUUCCGCGAGGCAAGACACCCCCUCGGAAGCAGCCCCGAGUCAGACCCCACAACCGAACCUCGAUCCUAUGGAGGGUCCUUCACCCAUAGUGCCUCCGCGGCCUGUUUUGAGGCCGGCCCCUCCUCCUCCUCCUCCUUCAUCGAAUUCAUCACAGCCAAGUUCGCAUGUGCCGGUUGUUCCACCUCGGCCAAAGCCUGUUCCAUCCAGCGAGGAAUUGGCAGCGUCUCAAUCAACGGAGCAGUUGUUAACUAUGCGACGCAAUCAAUAUAAGAAUGCGGCUGUGCUGGCCAAAAAGCAGGGUGAUAUCCAGACUGCUCUGAAGUAUGUCAAGACUGCUAAGGAGUUUGAUGCUGUACUGCAUGCGCUGGCCAACGGACAACCUGUGGAUUUAUCCAAGAUGCCACCACCCCCAUCCAUAGCUGCAAGUUCUUCUUCCCAGCGGAGUUCUUCGACUGUACCUCCGCGUGCCCCUGCAGCUCCUGGCCCUGCAGCCGAGCCUGCUGCUCCCCUUCCACUCUCCUCCACCAGUACACCCACUGCAGUGAAAGAUGCACAAGCGCCUUCUGACACUACAGAUAGGGAUGACCCUGAGUUGUUCAACGCUCCUCCUCCACCAACAUCAGUGAUGGAAGCUCUCCAGCAGAGACUGAAAAAGUAUCAGAGCACAGCCAACGAGGCCAAAGAGAAAGGGCAAGGCAGCAAGGCCAGACGAGUUGAUCGUAUUGUCAAACAAUAUGAAGAUGCCAUUAAGUUGUACAAGGCUGGAAAACAUGUUGAUUUUGAGGAGCUGCCAACUCCUCCAGGUUUCGGGCCGAUACCUGUUCCAAAUGAAACUGCGCCUCCGGCAAAGCUGCCAGCUGCACCGCAGCAAACACCUGGGCUAGCUGCCGCUGCCGCUGCAGCGCCACCACCAGCUCCAAGGCCAUCUCCCAAGCCGUCUCCAAAGCCGGCUACAGCCCAGUCACCACCGGUGGCAACCCAACCAAAAAAGCCUAUGAGGAGGGCUUUAUCAAUGACCAUGGACAAGCAGCUGCAGUUCUUAAAGGAACGCCAGAGACUGUUCCGCGAGGCAGCGCUUGAAGCUAAACGUCGUGGAGAUCUGGAACAGGCGAAGGAGUACCUUCGAACGAUGAAGGGAAUUGACCCAAUGAUCCAAGCUACAGAGUGCGGCUUGCCAAUUAAUGCCAGUUCGAUUCCAGUGCCCCCUCAAUUGCAAGACGAUUUUGUCAAGGUAGAAGAAUCUGAGUGCGUGCCUCGGCCAGAGCCGAACCAGUGCUCAGACGAAACUGAUGAAGAGGAGUUCAGAACACUGGAGCGAGAUUUAAUCAAUCAACAUCAGAUGUGCAUUGACACCAAGGACCACUUCUUUAAGCUUGGAGAUGUUGCUUCUGGAACUAAGUUCGAAAAAUUAGCUCAAGAAGUGCAUCAAGACCUGCUGGUUGUGAGAAACCUUUGGAAAAGGCGAGACCAUUUGCCAAAGUUCCACUAUGAGGCUCGCGUCUUUUCCGUUGUCAGGUCUCAUCCAGAUCUUGGUGGCAACGAGCUCGAAGUGACAGUAAUUCGGGGUGUGAACCUUCCAGCUGGGGGAUCCAAAACUAGGUCGCACGCCGUCGAUGACAACUCCUGUUGGUCUGGUAUCUCUCGCUGCAAGAUCUGGCAUCCCUGGACAUACUGUGGUUGUUUUCUAGGGAAACCAGACGAUUUAGACUCCUACGUCAUCGUCACAUUUCCAUUUCCAAGUGAUGAGCCACAAACUUCAAGGACAAAAACGGUCAAGGAUACAAACAACCCAGAGUAUGAUGAUACAUUCAAGUACGAAAUCAAUCGAAAGUCACGAGGCUUUGCAAGAGUGAUCAAACGUCAUCCAAUCAAGUUUGAGAUUUGGUCAAAGCGAGGAUUCCUAAGGAGUGACGCCAUGAUCGGGCAGGUGAUGGUGAAAUUUGAAGAACUAGAGUCAAACUGUGAGAUACAUGACAGCUUUGAUGUCUACGACGGCAAGAAACCAACAGGAGGCAAGUUGGAAGUCAGAAUUAGAGUCCGAGAGCCAUUCGUCUCAAAGAAGGUGGAAGAAAUUAAGCAGCGGUGGUUGGUCAUCGGCAGCUAGGUGCAAUAGUGUUUCUAAUCUCACUGAACUGUAAAAUUUUCAAUUGCAAUUCAGAGCUGCUGCAAGCAUCAUGAUGACAUCAGGUUUUUUGUAUUGCAAGAUGUAUAUUUUUUCUAUAAUCACUUAACUGCUGACUCAUCGACAAGUCUAUGGCAGCGUAAAUCAAUUAUAUGCAGCUUUGUCUCCGGCUUAUGGAAGCUCGCUGUGCAAUGUUAAAAGUGGGAUAGUCUCAAAGUCUAUUAGUAGAAGCUCGCUAUCUGAUGUUUGAAAACGGCAUAGUCUCGAAGGCUGUAUAUUAUAGUCAGACUAAGGACAUAAGGCUUGCAUAUUUUACGAUACUGUCACCAAUUUUAUCUUUGUGCCUGAUGCUACAUUUGAUGCACCUCCAAUUUAUUGAAAUACUCCACAGGUGCUUGUCUGAUGUGUGUAUAUAUUUGAAUAGUGUUACUUUUAUUUUUGGUUUUCAUAGCAUCCGAUAGUGACAGGAAACAACACACCCGCUCAUAACCUGAACAAAUUUGGAAUGGGGAUAGGUACAUGUAUUACGAAGUGUAGAAUCAAAUACAUAGAGAAAAGGAAUGAAGAAAAAAUAAAAUAUGUUCAUUACAUUA